Messenger RNA from Triplophysa rosa, 1025 nucleotides. RefSeq names its product NK2 homeobox 5 (gene nkx2.5). The transcript is spliced from 2 exons. The coding region runs from base 1 to 948 and encodes 315 amino acids. Gene Ontology annotation, biological process: cell differentiation; regulation of transcription by RNA polymerase II. Gene Ontology annotation, cellular component: nucleus. Lineage: Eukaryota; Metazoa; Chordata; Actinopteri; Cypriniformes; Nemacheilidae. The record is from RefSeq and is a predicted model, not a curated record. Gene Ontology annotation, molecular function: RNA polymerase II cis-regulatory region sequence-specific DNA binding; DNA-binding transcription factor activity, RNA polymerase II-specific.
AUGGCAAUGUUUUCCAGCCAGAUGACUUCCACUCCUUUCUCAGUGCGGGACAUACUAAACCUGGAGCAGAAUCAGGAGGACAUGGUCUCUUUGGACAUGUCUCAGCGGCUGGACAGUAGCCUUAUUCCUACAUCAUCCUGCAUGCUGUCAACUUUUAAACAAGAGCAGUUCAUGGAAAUGCCAUCCGGUGCCUCUCUUUUUAGCGAAGACCUUCAGGAGGACAAAGCCAACAAAAACGGCUCUCUGAACUUUAACACCGCUGCCUUUUAUGGGAAGAAUUACUUAGAAAUGGACUAUGUUAAAGACGCAAAGACGGAUGACACAUUUGAGGAAAAAGAGAAAAAGGACAUCAGCUGCUCUCAAGAAGAGCCGAGCGAGGAUCUUAAACUGGAGGAUCCCGAUCGUCCCAAACAGAGGAAACGAAGGAAGCCUCGCGUCCUCUUCUCUCAAGCGCAGGUGUACGAGCUCGAGCGACGCUUCAAGCAGCAGAAAUAUCUCUCUGCUCCUGAGAGAGAUCAUCUGGCCAAUGUGCUCAAACUCACCUCCACGCAGGUGAAAAUCUGGUUUCAGAACAGACGCUAUAAGUGUAAAAGACAGCGCCAGGAUCAGACCCUGGAGAUGGUGGGCAUCGCCCCUCCAAGACGCAUCUCCGUGCCUGUUUUGGUUCGAGACGGGAAGCCCUGCUUGGGAGACACGUCCACUUACAACACCUCGUACAAUGUGGGAAUCAAUCAUUUCACCUAUAACACGUACCCGGCGUUUAGUAAUUUCCCGAGUCCAGGCAACACGAACUACUCAUGCAACUACCCAUCGAGUAUGCCGACCAUCCCGUCCUCACAGUCAAACAGUAAUUACGUGAACUUUGGAGUUGGGGAUCUAAAUAACGUCCAGGCAUCAUUUCAGUCCAGCAGCGGGGUAUCAUCGUUACAUGGCAUCCGGGCUUGGUGAAAUGGACGAUAGACGAACUGCAUGUGUUAUUUCAGUAUAUCAUUGUGAUUAUUAAUGAUAGUUUACUGAAAAGCAGA